GCUGAGUUCAAAAGCAUACUAUAAUUUAUAUAUGGCGAAUGCGACAUGUCAUCUCUAUUUACAAAUUUACCGAUAUAUUUCUUAAAUACAUCUAAUUUCGAAGGAACUACAUGUAAAAGAAAACUAUAAAGUGGUGAUUGAAACAGUUAUAUGAUUUGAUGACUCGAAGGCUGGUAAUGCCCCCGUUACCUGGAGUUUUCGGUGAACGCAUAGAGGAUUACGAAGUAUUAAACUUACUCGGAAAAGGAGGUUUUGCUAGUGUAUAUCGAGCAAAAUGUCUUCGCAGCGGUAUGGAGGUUGCAAUAAAAAUGAUCGAUAUAAAAUUGAUGCAAGCUGCUGGGAUGGUGGGUAGAGUGAGUCAAGAAAUCACAAUUCACUCAAAACUGAAGAAUCCAGCCAUACUUGAAUUGUAUACAUGCUUUCAAGAUGCUAACUAUGUUUAUUUGGUAUUAGAAUUAUGUCAUAACGGAGAGCUUCAACGUUAUCUUAAAAUGCAAGGCUCUCGUGCACUGUCUGAAGAACAAGCUGGUGACAUAAUUAAGCAAGUAGUACAAGGAUUAUUGUAUUUACACUCACAUCAGAUACUUCACAGAGAUAUGUCUUUGUCUAAUUUGCUUUUGACUAAAGACAUGCAAGUGAAAAUAGCAGAUUUUGGUCUAGCUACCCAAUUAACAAGGCCUGAUGAAAAACAUUUAACUAUGUGUGGUACUCCCAAUUACAUAUCACCUGAGAUAGCAACAAGGUCAUCACAUGGUUUAGAAGCAGAUGUAUGGAGUUUAGGAUGCAUGCUGUAUACUCUCUUAGUUGGCAAACCUCCAUUUGAUACCGAUGCUGUUAAAAGCACUUUAACACGUGUAGUGAUGGCCGAUUAUGUCAUGCCAGCUUAUUUAUCAGAUAAUGCCAAAGAUCUAAUAGACAAAUUAUUAAAGAAGAAUCCAAAAGAUAGAAUUCAUUUGCGUGAUAUUCCAAAACAUCCAUUCAUCACUAAUUUAAAAAAAAACAGAUUGCACAGCGAGAAGAAUAGUAUGAACAAAGGAUUAUUAGGAUAUGGUAUUAUUGAUUCAGGGGUUGGAAGAACAUUAUCUUCAUAUGGAAGGACAAGAAUGCGUUGUAGAUCGGAAGAAAGAAGGCCGUCAACGCCUAUUAUGUCUAAUGCUCUUGGACCUAUGUUUAGUACAAAAAGCGAUCCUUCAUCCGAGCCUAUUAUAAGAACGUAUUCACGUAAAACAAAUGGCAUAGAUUAUCAUACUAAACAAAGUUCUGUAUUGACUGGAAUACCAUUGACAUCACAAAGCAAAGUUUUUUCACAAUGUGAGCACAGUUGCAACGUGCAUCAAGACGUUGACAAACAUAAGACUGACAGGCAUAGAAAAAAAGAAAAAGCUGAAAAUUGUUUUGAGAGUACAGAAAAUGGAGGAAAGCUACAAGUUUCCCCUUUGUCUUCUAAAAGAUUACAACAAACGAGGCAUAAAACAAAAACUGCGAUUUUUACUAUUCUAGAUAAUGGAGAAGUUUGCGUCGAAUUGAUCAAACGUAGGAAUGGGGUGGAAAAAAUUAAUGAAGUAUGUCGAAUAUCGAAUGAUGGUUUAAGAAUUAUUCUUUAUAAACCAACAUCUUCAACCGACGUUAGCAAUCAACCACUCCCAUUACCAAUUCGUGGAGCAGAUAGCAUUUACUCAUAUGAAAAUUUACCUCCCCGUCAUCAUAAAAAAUAUAUAUAUGCUUCUCGUUUUAUAAAGCUUGUGAAAAUGAAAACUCCGAAAUUAACGGUGUAUACUCAACGAUCCAAGUGUCUUUUUAUGGAAAACGGACCACAUCCAAAUUGUGAAAUUCACUUUUAUGAUGGAGUAAAGAUUGAACGUGUUGAUGGUAUUGUUAAAAUAAUAGAAAGAAAUGACGGUCCUACUUACGUCGAGGGCGAAUUUCCGUCACAUUUAGAUAAUUACUAUGAACACUAUUCAGAGUGUUAUCAACGUUGUUUGUUGUUAGAAUCUACUUUAACAUCUUUAGAAACAGCUACAGGAUAUUCUUGCUUUCCCAUUAUCAUUGGACGUAGGCCUAAUACAGCCUUAAAUGAUUCUCCUUGUGUACAAGGAAAAGAAAAUCUUUCACAGGCAACGAACAAUAUACCCAUAAUGCCAUCCUUUGAUGCUAGUUCUGUUACGUCUACUGUGGCAUCGCGAUCACGAAAAGCAAAUUCUAUACGAAAUAUUAGUAAUAGUUUUUGUAAAAUAGCAGUACCAGGUAUAGGUACUGCGACACAAUUAUCUUCUGGAGAGAUACAUGUCAAUUACAAAGAUGGUUCUACUUUAACUGUAAUUCCUAAAGGCGGUGGUAUAAUCUAUGAAAGUAAUAAUGGUAUUGUUACGAAAUAUAAUCAUCAUUAUCAACAAAACGUGGAUUUGCCGCAUAUUGUUAAAGAAAAAAUUGGCCACUUGUCUGAAAUUAUGAAAUAUCUUCUUCAACCAAAGCACAAAAACAUUCGGUAGUUUUUAAUUAUAUAUAUUUAAAUAUUCAAAUGUUUCAUAUAAAAGUAUAAAGAGUGGGUUAAAUAAAAUGUCCCAAACUAUUUCCUCAAAUUAGUGCAGAUAUUGACUGUAGUUAAAAAUAGUGACGAAGUAUAUUUUUUAAUAUACAAUUUUUUUAUAUUAAGAAAAAUUUUAUUAAUGAAUAGAAUUUUAUUAAUAAAUAGAAUUAUUAAUAUAUUUUUCUAUUUUUAAAAUAAAUUUAAGAAAUUUUAAAAAUUGGCGACGCACAAAUGACUAGUUUU
Messenger RNA from Frieseomelitta varia, 2770 nucleotides. RefSeq names its product serine/threonine-protein kinase PLK4 (gene SAK). Lineage: Eukaryota; Metazoa; Arthropoda; Insecta; Hymenoptera; Apidae. Gene Ontology annotation, molecular function: protein kinase activity; protein binding; ATP binding. Gene Ontology annotation, biological process: protein phosphorylation. The transcript has 10 exons. The record is from RefSeq and is a predicted model, not a curated record. The coding region runs from base 159 to 2489 and encodes 776 amino acids.